AUGACAAAUAUCGUAACAAGGAAAUCCGUCACAUUCAUAAACAAUCAAACCCCACCAACAAUCACUAAAUCCACUUUGGAUUUGGAUACAUGUUACAACGAUAAUGAAAUUGUCAUUGAGGUCCAUGCCGCAUCUAUAAAUCCAAUUGAUGUUGGUCUUCAUGAACUUGCAUUUGCCAAAAUAUCCACUUCAAAGGCAAAAGGGUAUGGUCAAGAUUAUAGUGGUGUUAUUAUUCGCAAAGGUGUUAAAGUGGCUCCUAUCUGGGACAUUGGGGAUAAUGUGAACGGUAUGUAUGCUCAUGCUUAUGGAGGACAAGGUACAUUGAGUAAUUAUGUAAUUUUGAAUCCAUCUAGACAAUCUGCUAUUGGUCAUAUUGUACCCUCUAAUGAUAUCGUACAGGAAAAAGGUGAUCCUACUGUUGCUAAAAAGAAUGAUGAAUUUGUUAAGAGUGCUUCCUGGCCACUCGUGUUUGGGACAGCUUAUUAUUCAUUAUUAGGUCAAGGUCAGGUUUGGAAUAAAAACUCAAUGAUUUUGGUUUAUGGUGCUUCUACUUCUGUCAGUAAUUGUUUUGUUCAAAUUGCUAAGAAUCAAUUACAUAUCGGAACUGUUGUCGGAAUUUGUAGUUCUAAGGCAAUGGAAGAAAAUAAACAAGCUGGGUUCGAUUAUACAGUUCCAUAUGAUCAAGGUGAUGGAUUCAUUGCUAACCUUAGAGAAUUGAUGAAAACUCCAGACUUUGCGGGUAAGAAAUUUGAUUUGAUAUUUGAUUCCGUUGGUACAAGUGAAUUUUAUCCGGUUAUGGGAGAAUUCUUGAAACCAAGAAGUGAAAAUUCUUACUAUGUUACCGUUGUCGGUCCUAAAAAACCAGAACGUUUCACUGCAAGGGAAAUGAUGAGUCUUUAUUCCUUCUCUGCACCGGUUAGAACAUUCAAUCCAUGGAGAUCAUUCAAUUACAAAGGUAUUUUUGACUUCCCAAGUAAAAUCUAUAUGGAUUUAGCAGCACGUAUGCUCACUUUGGGAAGGUUUACACCAAAGGUUGAUUCUGUGUAUAAAUUUGAAGAAUUUCAAGAGGCCAUUGAUAAACUUCUUUCUGGUAACGUAAAGGGCAAAGUUGUUAUCCAAAUUAAAGAAUGA
Molecule: messenger RNA, 1131 nt
Organism: Naumovozyma dairenensis CBS 421
Lineage: Eukaryota; Fungi; Ascomycota; Saccharomycetes; Saccharomycetales; Saccharomycetaceae
Exons: 1
Coding region: 1-1131 (376 amino acids)
Cellular component (GO): mitochondrion
Molecular function (GO): oxidoreductase activity
Source: RefSeq, a predicted model, not a curated record